AUGGCUCUUGCUUUGUUUUUGUUCUCUUUUAUUGCACUUUCCUCAAGCGCAUCGGUUAAUACUGAUCCAGGAUACGAUUGUCGACCAGGUCAGGCAUGUUGGCCAAAUUGGCAGGAAUGGCAGCAACUGAACAACAGUGUCAAUGGCAAUCUGUAUCAAACCAUUCCCAUGGGGGCGUCCUGUUACACGAGUUCCCCUCUUUACAAUGCUGCCACCUGCGAUGCUGUGGUCAAAGAUUAUAAUCAAAGUAUCCCGCGAGGGGAUUACUAUGGACAGACCUACUGGUCCAACUGGGAAGCAUGUGGCUCUUUGAGCUGUUCUCUUCUUUCUUCUGACCCUGAAGAGACGCUCUAUCAGAAUUGUUCUCUUGGUCGAUUGGCAUCAUACUACGUUGAUGUUCGCAAUUCAUCCCACAUUUCUGCCACUCUCCAGUUUGCGCAGGCCCACAAUAUUCGAAUCAGCAUCAAGAAUACAGGCCAUGACUUUUAUGGGCGCUCGUCAGUUCCCGGAUCCUUGGCUAUCUGGACCCAUAACAUGAACUCUCUACAGUUCUACAAGAAUUUCACUGCUUAUAAUUGUCCGUCUGCAAGUGGGCUUAACGUUGGAGAGAUUGGUGCUGGAGUUGUCGCAGGACAUGCAUACGACUUCUUCGGCUUCCAUGGAAUGGACGUGACAGGUGGCUAUGAACAGUCGGUUGGCUUGGCUGGUGGUUUCGGUCAGGGUGGAGGACUGGGUUCGUUUACAACUACGUAUGGUCUUAUGGCUGACAACGCUGUCGAGUUUGAGGUCGUUACUGCUGAUGGAAAUGUACGGACGAUAAAUGAAUGCAACGACCCCGACCUCUUUUGGGCGAUGCGAGGUGGUGGUGGUGGCACAUACGCCGUAUUGACCAAGUUCAGGGUUCAGGUGUAUCCCUCUGUGCCCAUCCAUGUCUACAAUUUUGUCGCCAAUUUUACAAGGGCUGAUGUGGCAGUUGGCGCGACAAAAAAUAGGGCACUUCGAGAUAUCAUGACAUUUCAUGCAAGUCAUCAACUCGAAUGGUCAUCUGCCCUAGUUACUGGCCAAGUCGAAUAUUUCCCAGAGGCAGUAGCAGUAGGCCUGGUACUGCCGUACGGUGAUAAUGGAUCAAAGCUGAGAAGUACGAUUGCAUCUUUCGUUCAGUUUCUUCGUGAAAGAAGCGACCUUACUGUUAUCAAGGAUGCGUUCAGCUCGUACGACAGUUAUGCAGAUUAUCUGACUGUCACUGCAGCGGAUGCAGAGAACACUGAACCAGGUGGGAUUUUCUCUUUGCUUACCUCCAGGCUAAUUCCCCGCCAAGUAUUUGAGCACGCAAAUACCAUCGAUGCUCUUGUUGAUGGCGUAAUUGAAGGAGUAGCCACUGCUAGAAGCCUAAUAAACAGAACUGGAACUCAAGUCGUACUUGAGUCCCCGUUAACUAACCCUGAUAUCAACCAAACAACGUCAGUACUUCCAGCGUGGCGCGAUGCAAUAUGGCAUGUCAUUCAUGUAGGUGAAUGGUACGAGCCACUGAUACCGGCUGUGCAGCAAAAAGCCACUGAUGGCUUUCUGCAAAUGACCGAGCCUCUCAAGCAACUCUCUCCGGGCGGGGGCGCGUAUUUCAAUGAAGCGAACUACCAAGAGCUGGAGUGGCAGGAGACGUUUUUUGGUGCCAACUACAACAAACUUCUGGAGAUUAAAAACAAAUACGACCCAACUCAUCUGUUUGACUGUUGGAAAUGCGUUGGAUGGCGAGGAGAGAAAGAUCCAUUCUACUCUUGCUAUCAGGAAUAUUAA
Messenger RNA from Talaromyces proteolyticus, 1794 nucleotides. Its product is annotated as FAD binding domain-containing protein. The transcript is spliced from 2 exons. Bases 1 to 1794 code for a protein of 597 amino acids. Lineage: Eukaryota; Fungi; Ascomycota; Eurotiomycetes; Eurotiales; Trichocomaceae. Gene Ontology annotation, molecular function: FAD binding; oxidoreductase activity. The record is from RefSeq and is a predicted model, not a curated record.